Molecule: messenger RNA, 444 nt
Organism: Aureobasidium musti
Lineage: Eukaryota; Fungi; Ascomycota; Dothideomycetes; Dothideales; Saccotheciaceae
Source: the annotation of a GenBank genome assembly
AUGUCGAACAUGCAAGUACCAGCAAACAGCGUUUGGAGCUCCAUGAACUACACGCCUCCUCGUGGCUCUUGUAAUUUCAAGAACGGCAUGAUAUCCAACAAAUGUCCUUGUCUUCGUUUCAUGCUGCAUCCAGUCAAGUGUGACGGCUGCGGCCACCAUGCUUCCUACCACAACCUGGACAACCCAUCUGAGGACGCCAUCCUUGCCAAAUGGUCUGCUCAGGAGAAGGCAACGAUCAUCCAGCAACAGCCGUCCACCUCAUCACGAAACAAGCGCAAGCGGAUUACGUCUCAACCUUACGACGAUAGUCAGUCGACAAUCACUAUCACCGAUGACUCCACAGAAGCCAUCGAAGGCGCUCUUGACGCAUCAAGCAGAAAUAACAACAACACGGUCCACACAUUCUCAUCGAUCUUCAGCAACAGGAAUGGUAACCAGAGAUGA